This is a messenger RNA of Pogona vitticeps (central bearded dragon), 2958 nucleotides long. It is a transcript of the gene BEGAIN, whose product is annotated as brain enriched guanylate kinase associated. Gene Ontology annotation, cellular component: synapse. NCBI's taxonomy places the organism in Eukaryota, Metazoa, Chordata, Lepidosauria, Squamata, Agamidae. The record is from RefSeq and is a predicted model, not a curated record.
UCAAGCUGUUCAAUGGGGGCGACGCCUGGAGCGUGUGAACGCGGCGAGGAUGUGACCGCGUCCCCUCUGGGCUGAGGCCGUUGGAUCAGUCGGUGGGAAAAGCCGCCCCGGCGAGCGGGAUGAAUGGAAAAGAAAAGGGAGGGCAAGGAACUCCGGGCCUCUGCGGCAGAGAUGGAGAAAAUAAGGGUACGAAAUUCCUGGGUGCCAGCCUGCCUAUGGCAACCUAGAAUACUCCAAGGCAGGCUCACAAAAUCCUCACCUACCCUCUGGGACAGCACGCUGCAAGAACAGAAGGGGGAACUUCGCAAACGUCUUUCCUACACAACCCACAAACUGGAAAUGCUUGAAACAGAAUUCGAUUCUACACGCCAGUAUCUUGAAGUUGAAUUGAGACGUGCUCAGGAAGAACUUGAAAAAGUAACAGAAAAGCUGAGAAGGAUACAAAACAAUUACCUAGCCUUACAAAGAAUUAAUCAAGACCUAGAAGACAAAUUGUACAGGAUGGGUCAACAUUAUGAAGAAGAAAAAAGAGCUUUAAGCCACGAAAUAAUAGCCCUGAAUAACCAUUUGAUAGAAGCCAAGGUGACAAUUGAUAAAUUGUCAGAAGAUAAUGAGCUCUAUAGAAAGGAUUGCAAUUUAGCAGCUCAACUGCUCCAGUGUAGCAAGAAUUACGACAGGGCACAUAAGCUUUCCGAGUUGCCAUCAGACUUUCAGGAACGUGUUAGCAUCCACCUUGAGAAACACGGGUGCAGCCUCUCCGUACCUCUGUGUCAUACAUCAUUUGCCGACAACAUACCGACUUGCGUCAUUGCAAAAGUCCUGGAAAAGCCAGACCCAAAUAGCCUUUCUUCACAUUUAUCAGGCUCAUCAAACAGAGAUCUCACCUUCCAGGACUGUACUGGGAAGCUUAGCCAAAGACCUCAGUACAAGACUGACAUCUAUUGCAGCGAUACAGCUCUUUACUGCCCCGAAGAACGAAGACGGGAAAGAAGGCAGAGUGUUGACAUGCAAGUGAAAGAUGUUGGGUUCUUGAGGUCCCAAAACUCCACAGACAGCACGGUGGAAGAAGAUGGUUUCCAUUCCAGCUUUUCUCAUGAAGCUUUUCCAGAAUAUGUUACCUCUUUACCUACUUCAAGCUCUUACUCCAGCUUCAGCGUAACAUCCGAGGAAAAGGAGAACGCCCAAGCUAGCACGUUGACGGCCUCCCAGCAAGCCAUUUACCUGAGCAGCCGGGAUGAGAUGUUUGAAAGAAAGCCCCCAUCAGGUUACGACCACCAGGGAAGUCCAAGGUUUGCAAAGUCUAAAUCCAUCCAGCACAUGGAGCUGGCCGAUGACAAUGAGAAUUCUCCCACCUUCACGAGGACUAUGUCGCCUUACGCAAGCGACCCUUAUCAUUUCUCAGCCAUGACAGCUCAGCAAGCUUUAGCGUCACAGAAAAUGCGUAGUGAGUGCAGAAAUACCCAUUUGUCCGAGGAGGACCUUCCGGGACGGUGGAGGCAACUGAGCGUUGAGGACAUCGGUGCAUACUCGUACAGGAACAGCGGCAGGCUUUCGCCCUGCAGCUUUUCGGAGCAAUAUUAUAGAAGUCCCAUCAAGAAAGCAGACAGUCGGUCAAGUCCCAUUUAUGCUAGCUACAAAGGUGACAGCUUCUCAGAGGGAGAUGAGAUGUGUCAAGGCAGAGUUGCGGAUUCUUGCUUCCUAAGAACGGACAGUGGCCUGAAUAUUGACAUUAGCACUACCUGUAAACAGGACAAGCUGUCUUCUUACAAAACAAAAGAACUGAGAGACAAAAAGAAUGAAAGAAUCACGGUCCAGGUGUGCAGUAGCAAAAGCCUCGACGGCAGCCCCGUCCUCAAAAGGGAGUACGUGGAUGUGAGUCCGAACAGUUCGGCCGAGUCCCUCAACCAGAGUUCUAUGGAGGCUUCAGAGAUCCACCAGUCUUCCAUUGAACAAGGAAGCCAUUCAAGCCUUCACAGCAAGCAGCAGCAACAGUUUCACCGGACUGGAAGUACAGGCUUGAGUCGGAAAGACAGCCUAACAAAAGCACAAUUGUAUGGGACUCUCCUCAAUUAAACAUCAUCCAAAGUUGCAAUAAGGAGAUGAGACAACAGUGACUGACAGAGAUGACCUUUGAUACUUUUAGUGUACAGUUGGCUUCUAGGGAACAGAACUAUUAUAAUAUAUAUAUAUAGAUCUAUAUAUAUAUAUAUAUCUAUACAUAUACACACAUAUAUUCAUACUCGCAAUGGUACUAUUUUAAAAGGAGACGUAUAAACCCAAAUGUGAUGGAACAAAACAAAACAAAACAAAAACAUUACAUGGCACUUUUCACACGAUGACUUUUCCAUCUUGGAUACUAACCCUUUGCCCACUUUUAUAACCUGAGAUAUUUUUAUAAACAAAAUGGUAUUUAUUAGACUGUCCUUAGUACUCUCAAGCGCUUUGAGUGACACUUUUUUGUCCCCUUUCAAGUAAGUUUCUUAUUUAUUUUUUUGUGCAUGAGGCCACCUGUGCCUAAACUCUUGGAGGAAAAGGGUUUAAAAAACAGAAAGUAAAAGAGAAAGAGAGAGGGAGGGAGGGAGGCAGCAGAGGACAAAAUUAUAUCCCCAUAAGAUUCUUUUAAAAAUCAUGUGCAGAGCAAGUUGUACAAGAAUGAUGAUAUAAUAAAGAAGUCUAUUUUUUAAACGAAAUGGAAACAAAUUGAGCCACUAAUGUCUUUAAAUGCAAAUGUAUUUCAGAUAAAAAAAUGAUUUUGGGGGGGGGAUCAAAUGCACAAAGUCAUAAGAAUAUUUUGGCUCAUCUGUCCCAUUGUGUUUCAAUUUUCCCACCCUAUACGCUACCUCAACAUUGAGGUUUUCUCUGUCACUUAUUUUUCUGUAGGCUUGCAUUUAUAUUGUCUCAAAUGCAUGGAGUGUCAUAACUAGUACUGUAUUUUGCAUUACUUAAUAAAGACACAAG